Messenger RNA from Scomber scombrus (Atlantic mackerel), 4492 nucleotides. RefSeq names its product leucine-rich pentatricopeptide repeat containing (gene lrpprc). The record is from RefSeq and is a predicted model, not a curated record. Lineage: Eukaryota; Metazoa; Chordata; Actinopteri; Scombriformes; Scombridae. The coding region runs from base 1 to 4263 and encodes 1420 amino acids. The transcript is spliced from 38 exons. Gene Ontology annotation, molecular function: protein binding.
AUGUCUGCGCUCUUGAGAUCAGCCCGGUUACUCAGGUUCUCGCCUUCGGGCUUGCUUCAGCUCACAGCAACCAAAAGAACCGGACCGCCUCUGGGUCGGCUGUACAGCGGGGCUCUCACCGGCACCAGGACCGGAGCUUGUUCCCGUCUCGCCUCUGGAAAUGUGUGCAGUCGUGUGUGGCCGAACGCCGCGGGAUGUGUGCGAACCUACGCCAUCGCCACAGAGCAGAAGGAUGAGGCCAGUGUUGCGGUGCGGUCCAAGCAGGCACAGCAGUUUGAUUGGGCCCUGACAAAGCUGGACAGCUCUGUGAGGAGGACAGGUCGCAUCACCAAGACACUGCUGCUCCGCGUCUUCCAUGAUAUCUGCAGGACAGGUUAUCCCAGUGGUAACCAGGCCUUGCUGCUGCUGCGUAGCUGCGGGUCCCUGCUGCCUGAGGUGCCUCUGGAGGAGCGCACUGAGCUGGCUCACCGUGUCUGGGAGAAGCUGCAGGAUCUGGGUGCACAGUACGAUGUCAGUCACUACAAUGCCAUGCUGAAGGUUUACCUGCAGAACGAUUUCAAGUUCUCACCCACUGACUUCCUGGCCAAGAUGGAAGCAGCUAAUGUUCAGCCCAACAGAGUUACCUACCAGAGACUCAUCGCAGCCUAUUGCCAAAAUGGAGAUAUCGAGGGAGCCAGCACCAUCUUGGGUUUCAUGAAGAGCAGAGAUCUACCCAUCACUGAAGCUGUUUUCAACUCCCUGUUAACAGGCCAUGCUCGUGCAGGCGACAUCACCAGUUCUCAGAACAUCCUGACUGUGAUGCGAGGAGCGGGAAUUGAACCGGGUCCUGACACUUACGUAUCACUGCUUAACGUCUACGCUGAGAAGGGAGACAUGGAUAGUCUGAAAAAGACUCUGGAGGCAGCAGAGAGUGCAGACUGCAGUCUGAUGGACAAGGACAUCAUGCAGGUUAUCUUCACUCUGGCUAAGGCCGGACACCAGCAGCAAGUCCCAGAGAUAGUGGAGCGCUUGAGGCAUGAGAGGGGUUAUAUUCCAGAUGCCAUGAACCUGUGUCUGAGCCUCAUCACCCAGGGCCUGGAGGAUACAGCUUUCCACAUUCUGAAGACUUUUCCAGUGCAGAAUGACGGCAACUCUGACUCCCCCGACCUGGGCAGUUUCUUCCUCAGACACUGUGUCAACAUGGGCACGUCACUGGAGAAGAUCAGCGGCUACUGCAAAGAGCUCCAGGAGGCAAAUCUGCACAGUGCGCCACUCAAGUUCACCCUGUGCUGUGCUCUGGAGGCCAAGAAGACCGGAUUGUCUUUAGAGCUGAUGAAGAUGUUGAAGGAGCAGGACUUACCCAUAAGGCCUCACUACUUCUGGCCCCUCCUCACUCAGCAUGUGAAGGAUAACAACACAGCUGAUGUGGUGGAUGUUGUGAAGGGCAUGCAGGAGCUCGGGGUGAUCCCUGAUGUCGAGACCUUAACCAACUAUAUCCUCCCCGUCUUCCCCAGCAUGGAGGCGGCUCGGAAGGCCCUCCAGGAUGCAGGUGUCUCUCUGGAGUCGGAGGGCUUCUUGUCUUCAGAGAUUCGCUCGGUGGCUGCUACCAACUUGGCAGAACUCUACACCCGACUGUCUGAUUCAUCCUUCCCCCCGCUGGACCUCAUUGUUUUCCGUGGCAGCCUCAUCCUGGGCUUCAGAAGGUCUACUGAUGUGGAGAGCAUGGCUAAGAUUACUGAGCUCUUGUACAAAGAUGAGCGCUUCUCCAGAGAAAACUCCAAGCCUGUUGACACAGCAUCAUUCUUCAUGUACAAUCUGAUCGAUAGUAUGUCGGAAGGAGAGGUUCAGGCUCAGGAAGACAAACUGCGGAAAUACUUCAAUCAACUACAGGCUCAGAACAUAAUUAUUUCAGGAAACAUCUACAGAGGCGUCAGGAACCUGCUGGACUCCUACCACGUCCCAGAGCUCAUCAAGGAUGUGCUUGCCUUGGUGGACCCGAAAGACCCAUUGUUGUCCAAUGGUUCUGCAGCAGCUGUUCCUCGUGCCACUGGAACUAGCAAUACGGCGGAAGAGCUUCAGAAGAGACUGGCCAAACUGAAAGCUGAAAACAAACCAUUUGACAUUAUACUCAAACAAACUAUCAAUGCUUUCUGUGCUGAGGAGAACCUGCAGAGCGCCCUUGAGCUGAAGCAGCAGCACGAGGAUGAGAUGACAGCCGGCGGCUACGCUGCCCUCAUCAACCUGUGCUGUCGCCACGACAAUGUGGAGGAGGCGCUCAGCCUGAAGAGGGAAAUGAGUCGUAAGGACUCAUCUGUGGCGCUGGAUGCCCCUAAAUACCUCGCACUGGUCAAGACCCUCUCAAAGAAUGGCAGAGUGGAGGAAGCGUUGGACAUCCUGAAGGAGAUGAAGGAGAAGGACGUGGUGAUGAGUGACACCAACAUCACCAUGCUCUUCCACACGCUCAACUCCAUAGUGGCCAAGGGCGGAGCCCCUGCAAUCAAACGCCUGCAGGACACCAUCUUCACCCUCGGACUUGCCAAACCCACCGCCAAUCUGUGCUCACCCCUGAUUACUGCAUACCUGGAGAGUAAGGACCUGGCCGGAGCUCUAGAUGCAGCGCUGGAGUGUCAGAAGCUCUACAACCAACUGCCUCGCAUCCACGACAUCAUCGUUGGCCUGGUGGAGAAAGGAGACACUGAACUGCUGCAGAAAGCCAUGGACGUUGUGAGUCAGGAGCGAGGAGAGAUGACCAUGCUGUAUGAUCUGUUCUUCGCCUUCUUGCAGACGGGCCGCUUCCGUGAGGCUCGUAAGAUCAUUGAGACCCCUGGGCUGAGGGCAAGGCCUGGACGCCUGCAGUGGUACGCAGAGAAAUGCAUCGCCAGCAGCCAGAUGGAGGCCUUGGAGCAGAUGGUGGACAUGACCGCCAAACUGUUUGAGUGUGACAGAGAUGAGAUGUACAGUUACGUCCUCCGUUUCUGCAAGGCGACAAACAAUUGGCAGAAGGCCGAGGCAACGUGGACAAAGAUGCAGGAGGAAAACGUUAUUCCCAGGGAGAGGACCCUGCGCUUGCUGGCAGACAUCCUGAAGAAAAAUGGCCAGGAGGUGCCCUUUGAGGUGCCUGAGACCUGGUAUGAACAAGCUGCCACCACAAAGGAGGUCAAACCAGCAGCCACCCCCCCCAAAGUAGAAAGUGGCAAUGACUACCAGGCCCAACUACUGGCCCUCUGUAAGAAAGGGAAAGCUAAAGAAGCCUAUGGCAUGCUGAAGGAAGCUGAUAAAAAGGGUGUGGUACUAGGCCCCGCCCCUUACGACCACCUGGUCCGUGCCCUGUUGGCCGAGGGCUCCAUUGAUGAUGCGAUGGCAGUCAAGGAAAUUGCUGCAUCCCAUGUCCCGGGUUUCGUACUGAGUGAUAUCGCUUCUAGUUUGCUCAUCAUCUCAUACAGCAAGAAAGGCCAGGCAAAAGAGGCUCUUGAGACACUGAAGUCUACGCUGAAGGCGGACCAUGUGCCCUCGCACCUUGCGGUCACCAGACUGGUUCAGGGCCUGGGUAGCUGUGGUGAUGUUGCAGGCAUUCAGGAAGUGGAAGCACUGAUGAAAAGUCUUGGCACGACCCUAAACCUGUCCAGCAUGUUGUUUAUCAACAACACGGCCAUGGCACACAUCAAGACUGGUGACUUGGAAACAGCAGUAGAACAGUUGGAGUCAGUAUAUACCAGUCCAGACAGCACAAAUCCCAGUAUGUCCUUUGUCUUCAGAAAGGUUUUGGAAGAUGACAACGACAAAGCUUUGGACAAGUUGAGUGCCAUGGCAGAGCGGCUGGCCAACCACUUUGCCUGCUACAGACCAGCUUCAGACCUUUUCCUCCAGCUGCUGGAUAUGGACAAAGUCGAAGAUGCCAAGUUCAUGCUGGCUCGCUGUAACGCCUUGGCCGAACAGAAGGUGAUUCUCAUGUCCUACGUGGCUCAAAAGGCUCAGACUCCUGGACAGGUGGGGAAAAUUAAGGCCCUGCUGAGCCUGAUUCCAGACUUCACUGAGAAGGAGCUCCUGUACCCAUAUCUGAUGAAAUGUCACUCUCUGGAUAAGGACUUGCCAUCAGCCAAGGCUCUGUAUGAGCAGAUGCAGAAGCAUGGGUCAGUAGACGAGCUGUCACUCAAACGGCUGGCUGUGCUGUACCGCAAUGCAGGAGAGACGUUGCCCUUCACUGAGCCCCCUGAGUCAUUCAAGUUUUAUGCAGAAAAGCUGAAAGAGAAAGCUGCCAAAACCAAAACAACAGCAGAAGAAUAAAGAUUCAUCCUUCCCUCCUCUCACCUGCAUCCAAAUCCCUCUGUCUUCUUCCUUUGCUUUCUUUUUUUUUAUACCAGUUGUUUGAGCCGAACUGUUGUUGUUUUGUGUUGUAACUUUUGGAUGUUACUCUGUCAACUUGAGCUACUUGAUGAUGUUGAUGAAGAUGAUGAUGAUGAUGAUAAUGAGGAGAAUGUACAGAAGUAUUUAUGCUAAUAAAUGAUGUUAGGAA